AUGGAAUCGCGAAAUGUAAGCGGCCCUGCAGCGGGCAUUGGCGUGAUUCUCGGAUGUGCGAACCCGCCGAACGGGCCGCCGCAUCUACGAUGCGACGCGCGAGAGCUUCCGCCUCGUCUGGCGCAGCGGAAUGGCGCGGAGAAUCCGCCUGUUCCCACGCAGGGGCGGAAUGCCGGGGGGGUUGCGCCGGUUUCGCCCGUUCCGCACGGUCCGCCCAUUCCGCCUGUUCUCGCGGGGGGGAAUGGCGCGGAGACUGCGGUUGAAGGCGCGCGGGCGGAAAGAAUUCCGCGGGUCGAGAGAGCAGUGGGUGAAGCUGGGCAGGGAGGGAGGGAAAAGGGGAGCGAUGCAGCGGAAACAGGGGGAUGCCGCGGCGGAGGGGGCAGGACAAUGUUAUGGUGUGGUGGGAGCGAGGGAGGAGUGCUGGCCGGUGGUGGUGGCGGGAUGGGGGAGGGUCGCUUGGGAAAUAGCGGGGUGGGGUUUCGCGGGUUAGAGGGCGGAAGGGGACGGGCCAGAGGGUCACAUGCAGGUGGGGAAGAAGCGCGGGAGGGGGAAGGGGUGUGGGGAGAAGAUGGAGACUGUGUGGAUUUGGUGGGAGAGGAUGAGGAUGAUGAGGAAGAGGAGGAUCGGGAGGAGGGGAGGGGGAAGUGGGGACAUGAGAAGUUCUACAAGUGUGGGGAGUGUGGAAAGGCGUUUGCUACCCGGUCGAAGUUAAAUUACCACGUGGCCACCCACUCGAAGCAGCACCCAUGCCCUCAUCCCCACUGCGCUCGAAUUUUCAAGCGUCGACGCGACAUGGUACAUCAUGCAAAGAAGCAGCAUGGGGAGGAGUGGGGGAGUAGGGGCAGGGUAAUUGGUGUGUCUGGCGGGGAAGAGAGGUGUGUGGCCAGGGUAAUGAGGGCGCAUGGGGGGGAGAAGGGGAUGAGGGUGCAUGAAGGAGUGGUGGGGAGGCAUGGAGGCGAGAAGAAGGCCAAUUUUGUCAGUGGGGACGAAAGAAGGAGAGACGAGGAGAGGGACGAAGAAGGAAAGAGGGGGGAGGAGAGGGAAGAAGAGGGAAAGAGGGGGGAGGAGCGGGAAGAAGAGAGGAAGGGGGAGGAGAGGGACGGGGAGAAAAGAAAGGAGGAGGAUAGGAACACAGGAACACGAUGUUCCCGGGAACACGGAUUAGAGGGCGGAAGGGGAUGGGCUAUAGGGUCACAUGCAGGGGAGAAAGAGGCGUGGGAGGGGGGAUGGGUGUGGGGAGAAGGUAGGGACUAUGUGGAUUUGGUGGGAGAGGAUGAGGAUGAUGAGGAAGAGGGGGACGAUGAGGAGGAGAGGGGGAAGUGGGGACAUGAGAACUACCUGUUGGGUUGGGGCACCUUCUCAUUCACGCUCAGCUACCUGUUGGGUUGGGGCACCUUCUCAUUCACGCUCAGCUACCUGUUGGGUUGGGGCACCUUCUCAUUCACGCUCAGCUACCUGUUGGGUUGGGGCACCUUCUCAUUCACGCUCAGCUACCUGUUGGGUUGGGGCACCUUCUCAUUCACGCUCAGCUACCUGUUGGGUUGGGGCACCUUCUCAUUCACGCUCAGCUACCUGUUGGGUUGGGGCACCUUCUCAUUCACGCUCAGCUACCUGAAGCAGCAUACUAGCAGCAUGCAAGCAGCAUGCGAGGAAGCAGCAGUGCGGUCGAAUAGGUGUGCUGCCCUCGCUCUCACCCCCUCCCCCUCCCCAUUUUCCCUAUUCCCACUACCUCCUUGCCUCUUCCCCCUUUUCUCGUCCUCCUCUUUCUCCCCUCUCACUCCCUCCUCGUCCUCCUCUCCUUCCCUCGUCCCUUCCUGUCCGUAUUGCAGCCUGUCGUUCCAUACUCUCCUCUUCAUCCGACUUACCUCACUCGCCUUCCCUACAGUACAGACAAGCUUCAAAAGCCUCCUCUUUCUCACCUCUCACUCCCUCCGAUUUGCUUCUCAAUGCCCUCGGACCUUCAAGCGCCGAGACGACAUGAUGAAGCAUGCAUGGACGCAGCAUUGCAGGGAGAUGUGGAGUGGGAAGAAGCUUCAGUAUGUAAGAAAUCCGCAUUGGGAAGAGUGGGGGAGUGGGAAGGGGGUAAUUGGUGUGUCCGGUGGGGAGGGAGGGAGUGGGAUCGGGGUAGAGAGUGUGCACUGGGGGAAGAAGGGGAAGGGGGCGGAUGGGGGAGUGGUGGGGAUGCAUGGAGGCGAGAAGAAGGCCGAUUUUGUCAGUGGGGACGAGGGAAGGAGAGAGGAGGAGAGGGACGAAGAAGGAAAGAGGGGGGAGGAGAGGGAAGGAGAGAGGAAGGGGGAGGAGAGGGGCGAGGAGGAAAGAAAGGAGGAGGAGAGGAAGGAAGAGGCGAGGAGAGAGGAGGAGAGGAGGGAAGAGGCUUUGAGGCAGGAAGGUGAGAAGAAAACGAGUGUUGUGAUGGGGAAAGAGGGAAGGAGAGGGGAGGAGAGAGGAGGAAAGGGAAGAAGUGGGGAGGAGAGGGAUGACGAGGAGGGAACACCCCUUUUUCUUCCAGGGGAGGGUGGCGUGGGAGCGGCAGUGGUGCAGGUGCAAGGGGUGGGCAGCGCGGUUGGAGGAGGGAGGGGGGAAGAGGUGGGAGGAGGUCAGUUGGGGGAUGGCAAUGUGGGGAGUUGGGAAGUGAAUGAGUGUGAGGGAGAGGAGGAGGUAGAGGAGGAGGGAGAGGAGGAGGGAGAGGAGGAGGUAGAGGAGGAGGGAGAGGAGGCGGAUGCUGCGGCUGAGCAGAAGGGGCUCACAAGCGUGCAGGAGGGGCGGAAGAGGAAAAGGCAUGCAGGAGGAGGUGUUGUGAGGGAAGGGUCUGGCUGCGGGAAAAGGCACCUGAAAGGCCACCUGAGGUCGACCAAGAGGCACCUGAAUAGGAAGGUGCAUCGUUUUGUGGGGAGGAGAGGCCGCCAGCUCAACCUGAGGAAACACCUGAAGGCAACAGAGAAGGAGCACCUGAGGCGGGAAGACACAUUCUCCUGA
Closterium sp. Naga37s-1 is the source of this 2976-nucleotide messenger RNA. NCBI's taxonomy places the organism in Eukaryota, Viridiplantae, Streptophyta, Zygnematophyceae, Desmidiales, Closteriaceae. The record is from the annotation of a GenBank genome assembly.